AUGUCUGGAAGCUUCAAGUUCUCGAACUUGUGUGGUACGGUCUACCGCCAAGGGAAUAUUAUAUUCACCUCUGAUGGCAAUACAAUCUUAAGUCCAGUGGGGAACCGCGUGUCCGUAUUCGAUCUAGUCAAUAACAAGUCGAGGACACUACCAUUCGAGAAUAGAAAGAAUAUUGUAGCUAUUGCUCUUAGCUCCAACUCGAACUUGCUAAUAUCUGUUGACGAAGGCAAGUACUUUGUGGAUGGGAGGGCAUUGCUUGUCAACUUCCGAAUGGGGGUUGUCCUGCAUCACUUUAACUUUAAAAAGCCUGUGCAAGCAAUUAAAUUUUCUCCCGAUUCAAAAUACAUAGCUGUUUCACACGAGUCUCACGUACAAGUGUGGAAGACUCCGAACCAUUUGUUGCGAGAAUUUGCCCCGUUCGUGCUACACAGAACCUAUACCGGCCACCACGACGAGGUCAUUAGCAUUGAAUGGUCAAAGGAUUCCAACUUUUUCCUUACAACUUCUCGCGACAUGACUGCACGAUUGUUCUCACUGAAUCCGAUCGAGGGGUUUCGACCAAAGACUUUUGCGGGGCACCGUGACAUUGUGAUCAACGCAUACUUCUCUGAGGAUCAUCGUACUGUAUACACCAUCAGUCGUGACGGAGCGGUGUUCACAUGGCGAGAGAAGGCCGGCAUGGAUGAUGAUGAAACCAACAGCGAAACUACAUUGCAACACCCAGGCCCCUCUUCUGGGUCGCCGAUGCUCCACACCAUUGCCCAUACAAGGUGGGGCAUUAGUGAGCGACACUAUUUUAACCAAAACAACACCAAAGUAGUAUGCACUACAUUCCAUCCGGGGCUGAACUUCCUCAUUGUCGGAUUUUCUACUGGUUUUUUCGGAUUUUGGGAAAUGCCAAGUUUCAACAAUAUUCACACUUUGAGUAUCUCCCAAGAGCGCAUAUCUUCGGUUGCCAUUAACCCGAGUGGAGAAUGGAUAGCGUUUGGCGCCAAGAAACUUGGACAGCUGCUCGUUUGGGAAUGGCAAUCCGAAUCCUAUGUCCUGAAGCAGCAAGGUCAUUAUUUCGAUAUGAACACACUCUCGUUCUCCCAGGAUGGGCAAAACAUCGCGACUGGGGGCGACGAUGGCAAGGUCAAGGUCUGGAACACCAGGUCUGGAUUCUGUUUUGUUACAUUCACCGAGCAUACAUCUGCAGUAUCUAUGGUCGAGUUUGCGAAACAGGGACAGAUCCUUUUUACCGCCUCUCUCGAUGGGACUAUUCGCGCGUACGACCUCGUCCGAUAUCGGAAUUUCAGAACGUUUACAUCCCCGUCGCCAGUUCAAUUCUCGAGUUUGGCUGUUGACCCUAGCGGCGAAGUAGUCGCUGCAGGAUCGACGGAUUCCUUCGAAGUGUUCAUGUGGUCUGUUCAAACCGGGAAGCUGCUCGACAUUUUCACGGGUCACGAGGGUCCAAUUAGCUCGCUCGCGUUUUCGCCUACCGGUAAUCAGCUUGCUUCCGCCUCUUGGGACAAAUCCGUCCGUAUUUGGGAUGUCUAUGGUCGUUCGCGUGCCGUGGAACCAUUCCAACUUGGCUCCGAGGCGCUCGCGCUUGCGUUCAGGCCGGAUGGUCAAGAGCUCGUGGCAACUAGUCUCGAUGGACAAGUCUUUUUCUGGGACGUUGGAUUGGGAAAACAGAUCAACGUUAUCGAGGCGCGAAGGGACAUUUCAGGUGGACGAAAAGCUGGCGAUCGCAUGACUGCAGCCAACUCUUCCUCUGGAAAAUCUUUCAACAGCAUUGCAUACACAGCCGAUGGCAAGUCCAUCAUCGCGGGCGGUAACAGCAAAUACGUCGUUAUGUAUGACGUACAGGAGGGAGUUAUGAUCAAGAAAUUCCAAAUUUCAGAAAACUUGUCGCUCGAUGGUAUUCAAGAAUUCCUCGACAGCCGCAAGCUCACAUCGGCUGGGCCAGAAGAAUUGAUCGAUAUGCAGGGCGAUGAGAGCGAGCUCGAGGAUCGAAUCGAUCAUUCCUUGCCUGGAACACAGCGUGGUGAUUUAUCUAAGCGCAGGACACGCCAAGAAGCACGUACGAAAUGCGUGCGCUUUUCUCCUACAGGUCGCUCAUGGGCCGCUGCUUCUACCGAGGGCCUCUUGAUUUACUCGCUCGACGAUACCAUUGCCUUUGAUCCGUUCGAUAUCGACCUUGAUAUCACACCACAAUCUGCACUUGAAGUUUUGUCCAGUAGGGACUACUUGAAGGCCUUGGUCAUGGCAUUUAGACUCAACGAGAAACCUCUCCUGCAAAAAAUAUUCGAGUCGAUACCUUCCAGCGACAUUCGUCUCAUUGCUCGUCAGAUACCUUCCGUAUACCUCCCAUCACUUCUUCGAUUCGUUGGAGAACACGCCGAAAGCUCUCCUCACAUGGAAUUCGACCUCAUUUGGAUAAACUCGCUCUUGACCGCUCAAGGGCGGUAUCUUCGCGACCACUCGGGCGAGUAUGCAAGUAUCUUCAGGCUCCUGCAAAAGGGAAUGUUGGACUUCCAGCAAUCUAUCUCUCGAACAUGCGACGACAAUUCGAGUACAUUGCGAUACUUGAUUGACCAAUCUCGAAUCAAGAACAAGGAUUCGACAAGCUCGAAUCAAAACUUGACCAUGAUGGACAUUAUGACAUGA
Rhizoctonia solani is the source of this 2652-nucleotide messenger RNA. RefSeq names its product periodic tryptophan protein 2. The coding region runs from base 1 to 2652 and encodes 883 amino acids. The transcript has 8 exons. Lineage: Eukaryota; Fungi; Basidiomycota; Agaricomycetes; Cantharellales; Ceratobasidiaceae. The record is from RefSeq and is a predicted model, not a curated record. Gene Ontology annotation, biological process: ribosomal small subunit assembly; maturation of SSU-rRNA from tricistronic rRNA transcript (SSU-rRNA, 5.8S rRNA, LSU-rRNA). Gene Ontology annotation, molecular function: protein binding. Gene Ontology annotation, cellular component: small-subunit processome; Pwp2p-containing subcomplex of 90S preribosome.